AUGCUUAAUCAUAUCUUCAUUUCCUUUUCUCUCUUUUUCGGCGUUGUUUUCAACAGCCCUAUCUCAAAUCCCGUUCAAAAUGGAGUCGACUAUGAAUGGCUCGGUGGUGGUGUUGAAGGUGAUAUGAUCUUUCAUGAUGGAUUUGAUCCGAGAUUCGAAGCCACUGGAAGAGGUGUUGCUCUUUGGGGACCUCGUCGAUGGUCUAAAAAUGAAGUACCCUAUGAUUUAUCUUUGAUAACAAAUGCUGGACACCGUCAAAUGAUUGAAUCAGCAAUGGCAAAAUUAGUAGAAGUUACUAGUACACAUAUACCAGAUCAAGGAAUCAGUAAAGCAUGUAUUAAAUUUCGACCAAAAUUACCAAAAGAAAUCAAUGUUCUUAAAGUCGAAUAUGGAACUGGUUGUAGUGCAACAGUUGGUUUUUCAUUUAGCCCAAAUACUAUGUCACUUGCUUAUCCUGGAUGUUUUUCUUCUGGUACUAUUCAACAUGAACUUUUACAUGUUCUUGGUUUCUAUCAUGAACAAUCACGUCCUGAUCGUGAUUUAUACAUUACUGUUAAUCAUGGCAAUAUUCAAAAAGGUCAUGAACACAACUUUUCUAAAUAUAGAUGGGGUAAUACAGUAUUGAAUCAAAAUACUACUUAUGAUUUCAAUAGUAUUAUGCACUACGGUACAAAUUAUUUCAGUGGUAAUGGUCAAUCAACGAUAACGCCCAAUGUACCCGGUGCAAGAAUCGGUCAAAGAGAUCACCUUAGUCCAAUUGAUAUUGCUGAAGUUCGUGCAUUGUACGGUUGUUCAGAUUAA
Molecule: messenger RNA, 801 nt
Organism: Adineta steineri
Lineage: Eukaryota; Metazoa; Rotifera; Eurotatoria; Adinetida; Adinetidae
Source: the annotation of a GenBank genome assembly